AUGGUUUCCUUCUCGGGUCUCCUCAUGGCUGCUUGUGCUCUCGCAAGCGCCUUCGCAGCUCCCACUGAUAUUAACAUGGCCAAGCGAGCUAUCACCACAAGCCAGACUGGAGAAAACAAUGGCUAUCACUUCUCCUUCUGGACCAACGGUGGCGGUAUUGUCCAGUACAACAAUGAAAAGAACGGUGAAUACAGCGUGUCUUGGAAAAAUUGCGGCGAUUUCACCUCUGGCAAGGGCUGGAGUACUGGCAGUGCCCGCAACAUUCAUUUCGCUGGAGAUUUCAAACCCUCUGGAAAUGCCUAUCUUGCUGUGUAUGGGUGGACUAAGGGCCCUCUCGUUGAAUACUAUAUCUUGGAGAAUUACGGAACCUACAACCCCGGCCCUAGCAUGACCCACAAGGGAUCUUUCACUAGCGAUGGAUCAGUCUAUGAUAUCUACACCCAUCAGCAGGUCGAACAGCCCUCUAUCGUUGGCAAGACAACCUUUAUGCAGUACUGGUCUAUCCGCCGCAAUAAACGCUCAGCUGGAACAGUUACCACUGCCAACCACUUCAAUGCUUGGGCUUCGCAUGGAAUGAAGCUAGGCGCUCACGACUAUCAGAUUCUUUCCACCGAGGGCUUCUCGAGCAGUGGAUUUGCUCACAUAUCUGUUUGGUAAACAUGAGCAUGAGG
This is a messenger RNA of Aspergillus alliaceus, 671 nucleotides long. Its product is annotated as glycoside hydrolase family 11 protein. NCBI's taxonomy places the organism in Eukaryota, Fungi, Ascomycota, Eurotiomycetes, Eurotiales, Aspergillaceae. The transcript has 2 exons. The record is from RefSeq and is a predicted model, not a curated record. Gene Ontology annotation, biological process: xylan catabolic process. The coding region runs from base 1 to 657 and encodes 218 amino acids. Gene Ontology annotation, molecular function: hydrolase activity, hydrolyzing O-glycosyl compounds.